CCGACCUGCGCUUCCUGCAGCGCCGCCUCGAGGAGUGCAACCGCAGGCGCGGCCAGCCGCCGCCCGCCUACGUCACGCGCGACGAGUCGCGCUACUGCCCCAUCACGUUCGACGGCUGGACGUGCUGGGACUUCACGCCGGCGGGCAGCACGGCCUACAACCCCUGCCCCGACUUCGUCAUGGGCUUCGACCCGCGCAGGUCUGCGUUCCGCGUGUGCCUGGACAACGGCACGUGGUUCCACCACCCGCAGAGCAACCGCUCCUGGUCCAACUACACCACCUGCAUCGACAUGGAGGACCUGCAGUUCCGGCAAGUGGUGAACCAGCUGUACGUGAUCGGCUACACCAUCUCCUUCGUGGCGCUGUUGGUGUCCCUGCUCAUUUUCUUCUCUUUCCGGGCCCUCAAGUGCACGCGCAUCGCCAUCCACGUGCAGCUGUUCCUGUCGUUCGCCGCCAACAACCUCAUGUGGCUGGUGUGGUACCGGCACGUCAUCGGCGACAUCAGCGUGCUCAACGAGAACGCGUGGCCGUGCCAGGCGCUGCACGUGCUGCUGCAGUACCUGAUGGUGGCCAACUACAUGUGGAUGUUCUGCGAGGGGCUGCAUCUGCACUUGGCGCUGGUGGUGGUGUUCGUCAAGGACGAGCUGGUGAUGCGCUGGUUCCACUUCGUGGGCUGGGUGCUGCCCGCGCUCGUCGCCGCCGUCUACACCUACUGGCGCAGCAGCCGCCCCGACGACACGCGCAGGUGCUGGAUGGGCGACAGCGUGACGCAGUGGGCGCUGACGGUGCCGGUGCUGCUGUCGCUGGCGGCGUCCGCCGUCUUCCUGGUGAACGUGCUGCGCGUGCUGCUGACGAAGCUGCACUGCAACUCGGCCAACCCGGCGCCCGUGGGGCUGCGCAAGGCGGCGCGCGCCGCGCUCAUCCUCGUGCCGCUGUUCGGGCUGCAGCACGUGGCGCUGCCCUUCCGCCCCGAGCCCGGCGCGCGCGGCGAGCAGCUCUACCAGCUCUUCGCCGCCGUCGUCAUCUCCCUGCAGGGCCUGUGCGUGUCGUGCCUGUUCUGCUUCGCCAACGUGGACGUGCACUGCGCCGUGCGGCCGCUGCUGCGCCGCGCCUGCCCGUUCCUGACGCGCGGGGGCGGCUUGGGCGGCGGCGCCGGCGGCGGCUGUGGCUGCGACAGCGGGCCGCUGGGCGCGCCCCACACGCACACGCACACGCAGAGCCGCGACGUGUGCGUCUGA
Gryllus bimaculatus (two-spotted cricket) is the source of this 1238-nucleotide messenger RNA. The record is from the annotation of a GenBank genome assembly. NCBI's taxonomy places the organism in Eukaryota, Metazoa, Arthropoda, Insecta, Orthoptera, Gryllidae.